GAAGGCUUGACUUGUUAGCACUCUGACUAUUUGUUACUGAUGGGUUGGGUGGGAUGGUGACGUGCAGAUGGACAUGCAAGGACAAUGAGUGCCUACCUACCUAUCUAAGGGGCACUCCAAUGAAAGGGUGUUACCAAGUCAUCCAUUUAGUGAAUAUCAUGUGAAUCGGUUGCCUCCAGAAGCAUUUGACUAUUCACUAACCAUCAUACAAUUCCUUCCUUUGCCGUGUUUCAGCCAUGGCAAGCUGCAAGGGACGAAUAAUACACUGGGCUGUCGGUAGCAGUUAUGCGACCGCGGGGCCGCUCCCGGGCCAAAAAAAAAAAAAAAAAUUAAGGGAUCUGGAUACUCGACUGGCCUUGAAAGUCUAGACUGAAUCAUACAAAGAAAACUGUCCGCCAUUGUCACUCUUUGCUUUUGUUUCUCCUCUACGCUUUCUCCUUUUCGCUUGGCUCAUUCUCCUUUUCCCUGACGUGUAACAACCCAUUUCUCUAGCGAUGUCUGACGACGAGGUUGACACCGAACUCUUGGAACUCCUCCGCCAACACCUUCAGGGGAAGAUCGAUAUCCAGGAGGAGCCCGAGACAGGCGUCCUCGAGAGCGCUGAAUAUGUCUACGACAGUUGCAUUGAUGUUGCCGUUGACAUGCGUGCCUCUAAAAAGGCAGCGGAGAGCAUUUACGAGCAAAUGCAACAGAAGAGUUACUCAACUGCCACCUGGUCAGAGCAUGAACUUCACCCCAAGGCCAAGGACGAAACUACUGUCAACUUCAUUUUUACUAUGGACUUGCUAAACUUUUCUUUCUGGUCUGAGCUGCCUGAUGAUGAACGCUUUGCUAUUGAGUAUCGCGGGAAGAGAUGGACUGGUUAUUGGAGUUUGGUGGCAGCUCUCCAAAGAGCAAUUGAUGAAGGCAUUCCUAUCACAGAUCCUUUCUACUGGAAGAACGAAGAAGAGUGUACCCUGGAAUCCCUCACACAUGUUUUCCGGUCAUGCACAGAAGAGGAAAUUCCCCUCCUUGAGGAACGCUUAGACUGCCUCCGAGAAGCUGGCCAGGUUCUCUUUAAGCACUACGAUGGCUCUGUUGCAGAGCUCAUUUACGCUGCUGACGGUUCUGCGGCACGCCUGGUGAAUUUGCUGGCGCAGGAUUUUGACUGCUUCCGUGAUGAGCAUCGUUUCGAGGAUGGCAAGAUGAUUCGGUUGAUGAAGAGAGCACAAAUCCUCGUUGCGGAUCUUUGGGCAUGCUUCAACGGCGCGUCAUACGGCGAAUUUCGAGACAUCGAUAAGAUCACCAUGUUUGCAGAUUAUCGUAUCCCUCAAAUUUUGAUGACUAUGGGCGCCUUGUAUUGUUCUCCAACAGUUGCAGCUGCCAUUAAGGACAAGAAGAUGAUAGAGAGCGGAUGUUCAUGGGAGCUACAAAUACGAGCUUGCAGUAUCUGGUGUGUUGAGCUGAUUCGACGAGAGAUUCUGCGUCAACACCCUGACGCUCAUGUCAACGCCAUCCUAAUAGACUUUUUCCUCUAUGACAGUAUGAAGGAACUAGAAGCGGCGGGUAAGGAGCCCAUUCCGCAUCAUCGGACAAGGAGUAUUUGGUACUAGAUGGAGGCCGCGAGGCCUGUUCCCUCUAGAUUUUUUGUGUGUUUUGAGAGCCAAGUUUAGAUCAUAGAUUUCUUAUUCGGCGGGCUUUAUGCGCUUAUCGAAUAAUUGAGACAGCAAAUAAAGCCACACCGGCACCUGAAUAUCAUUCCCUCAAACACCUUACUCCGUAAACAGCCUCUGGUGACCAAAUAACAGGCGGAGACAUUUCAGGCCCCUACAGCAGUUGAAUUGAGGAUCUCAUCCAUGUGAGCCGUUUCGACUUUAUCGUUACCCUUGCUUUCUUCCUUGAGAAGAACAGCGAGGACUUCAACCGGAGGGUUGAGACCCAGACGUUCAGCUCGUUUCCAACGCUUGAUGCGAGGCAUGCCUAUACAGGGCUGUGCGGAUUAGCUACGGCGAAUCCAUGAUAGCUCAAGCUGACUUACACCAUAUUGUGAGCUGACAUCGAAAUACCGAAGAACCUUCUCACUCAAAGAUACACCUUGCUGGUGCAAUCGCGGCGUAGUCCAUUGGUCUUCAAUGGACUUCCAGUACUUCUUGAUCUGUGCGUCUGUGACUUUCUCUGCUUGCAGCUCCAAUUCAGACUUCGCAGGUUCUGGGACUACCUCAGUCUCUGUCGCUGCCUCAACUUCUUCUUCCUUAUCAACUUCUAUGGACUCAUGGUCGUUGACAACAAUAUCUUCAACUUCACGCUGUGUAGCAUGCUGGCUGGGGUCGAGCUUUGUGAUAGAAGCAGAGAUGGCAGACUUCUUGGCGCUUUUGGGUACUGGUUUGGUGACUUUGUUUGAGAAACUCAGAGUAGACUGUCCCUUGGCUGGCGGGCCCCUGCUGCGAGUGCUGGCAGCGGAUCGUCGAGUUGUGGGCAUAGUGGGCUCAGCUCCUAAAACGAGAUGGCGCUGCUGAAUGCUGAGGAUGACGCUUGAUGAAUUGUAAGUGAAAUCUAUAGAGCUGUAAACAGGCGCUGGCUGGGGCUGAAGAGUAAAACAAGUUGCAAGCUUAACGGUUAACGUUGAGAGAACGGAUGCUUUAUGGUGAGUGAUGAUGAUCGAAAUGUGAGGUCGUUUAUUGAACACAGGCACAGGGUCAGCGACUAGGUUGGGUGGCUCUAAUGGGAAGGCUGGAAGGG
Fusarium odoratissimum NRRL 54006 is the source of this 2718-nucleotide messenger RNA. RefSeq lists its product as uncharacterized. The transcript has 4 exons. The record is from RefSeq and is a predicted model, not a curated record. Bases 495 to 1592 code for a protein of 365 amino acids. Lineage: Eukaryota; Fungi; Ascomycota; Sordariomycetes; Hypocreales; Nectriaceae.